Molecule: messenger RNA, 1794 nt
Organism: Juglans microcarpa x Juglans regia
Lineage: Eukaryota; Viridiplantae; Streptophyta; Magnoliopsida; Fagales; Juglandaceae
Exons: 4
Coding region: 1-1794 (597 amino acids)
Source: RefSeq, a predicted model, not a curated record
AUGGGCUCUAUAGGCAACAAAUUUACUUGGACAAAUGGAAGACAUGGGGUAGCUUUUACCAAAGAAAGGUUGGACAGAGCUUUUUGUAAUGCUACCUGGACUGAGGCAUUUCCUAACACAAAAGUUUUUACCCUCCCAACCUUGAUCUCAGACUAUUGCCCUUUGCUGAUUACCAUUGAGGGGAGUCAUACUUAUAGGAACCGGAAGGAAAAGCCUUUUAGAUUUGAAGCAAAAUGGGUUUUAAGGGAGGAUUAUCAAAAAUUGGUGGAGGAAGCAUGGAUGAGCCAUAAGGAGUCAGAUAAUAAACUGAAUGCUAUCUCUGCAGGCCUUAACCAGUGCAAACAGAAGCUAUUGCAAUGGAGUAAACAAAGGUGGGGCAAUUCUAAUCAACAACUGUCUAAGAAUAUGACUCUAUUGACUGAACUUCAAAAAGAGAACAAAGGCCAACUUAAUGAUCAAAUCAAGCAGGUCCAGAGGGAUACAAACAAACUUUUAGAGGAAGAGAAUCUCAGAUGGCAGCAGAGAGCUAAGCAGAGGUGGUUGAGAGAGGGUGAUAGAAACACCAAGUUUUUUCACCAAUGUGCUUCCCUCAGAAGAAAAGUCAACAUGAUCAAGAAAUUGGUGGAUGAUGAUGGGCAGGAAGUGCAUUCCAAUGAGAGGAUUAGCUCUCUUUUCCAAGAUUACUAUAAAGAAUUUUUUUCCACCUCCUCACCAGAAAACAUUUCGACCUGCUUGGAAUCUAUGGAGCCUCGAGUCACAGAAGAUAUGAAUGCCAACCUCACCAGAAUCUACACUCAACAAGAGAUUGAAGAGGCCCUUUUUCAGAUGGAGGGUCUCAGCUCUCCUGGACUAGAUGGCUUUCCUGCUGCAUUUUAUCAGAAGCAAUGGCCCUUCAUUGGUAAACAGGUCAGUGAAGCUAUCCUGCAGGUGUUGAAUUCAAAUGUGGCCUUUGAAGCCAUGCAUACAAUGAAGUCUAAAAUGACAGGCAAAGAAGGUUACAUGGCACUGAAACUAGACAUGAGCAAGGCAUACGACAGAGAAAUCAAUAGUGUCAUAAGUAGCUUUUGGUGGGGGCAACAAAACCAUGAGCACAUAAUCCACUGGAUUUCAUGGGAAAAAUUGGGAAAAGCAAAGUCUGAAGGGGGGAUGGGUUUUAGAGACUUCGAGGCCUUCAACAAAGCUAUGUUGGCCAAGCAAUGUUGGGGGUUGAUCCAACAUCUAGACUCUCUGGCUGCUCAGGUGAUAAAGGCCAAGUAUUACCCAAGCUCCACCUUUUUAGAAGCUAAACUUGGAUCGAAACCAUCCUAUGUGUGGAGAAGUUUCCUGGCAGCAAGACCUUUGAUUGAGGCAGGUUCAUAUUGGAGAAUAGGAAAUGGGAAUCAAGUGCAAAUCUGGAAGGAUAGAUGGACAUUACAUACAAAUCCAAGUAGGGCCCAAAGUAGUGUUAGAGUGCUGGAGAAUAAUGCAACAGUGUCCAAUUUAAUUGAUCCAGUUACUAAGCAGUGGGAUAGAGCCCUGGUGCAGCAUAUUUUCAAUGCUAGAGAAGCUGAUAUCAUUCUCAAAACUCCCAUAAGCUCACUCAACAGUAGAGACAAACUAGUUUGGCAAGGCACAAGAGAAGGUGUUUUUUCAACCAUGGAUUGCCAACUCAUUCAAGAAUUUGUUGUGGUUGCAAAGAAGAUAUGGUGGAGAAGGAAUAGCUUUAUCUUUAAAGGCUCUUUUGUUCACUCGAAUGCUAUUGUCAAGGAAGCAAGAAGUCUCUUGGAGAUGCUAAAUGAGGAGAGUUCCAACUAG